Psylliodes chrysocephalus is the source of this 600-nucleotide messenger RNA. The record is from the annotation of a GenBank genome assembly. NCBI's taxonomy places the organism in Eukaryota, Metazoa, Arthropoda, Insecta, Coleoptera, Chrysomelidae.
AUGGCUUCUCCAUCAAAUUGUGUUUUUUGUAAAUAUUCUGAUGUAAAUUUAAUACUUUUCUCAGAAGAAACAUUAAAAAAGUGUCGAGUAGUUUUAGAACAUAGAAUAGAAAAUAACCUUAAAUUUAAAGACGUUGUUUUGCCGGGUGAUUUAUUCAAAUGUGGUUAUCACAGACAAUGUUAUAAAUCAUUUACAGGGUUAAAUAAAAAAUACUAUUUACCAAAAAAUAAAUCAAUCGAGAAAUCUACCUCAAUAGAAAAAUCAUUAAAUAUUGCUGAAAAUUCAUCUGUACAAUCUUCAACGACAGUUGAAUUAGACCUACUAAGUAUUGAGCCAGAAGCAUCUACUUCUCAAGAUUUUAAUUCAACAACCACUCUUAUACCUGAUCCUAGAUCAAUACCUAGCACAUCUAUUUUACCCGAGUUAGUCGAACCGGUUUCAUCAAAUGUAAAAGACCAUAUUGAGCACCUGGAUAAUAUUGAUUUACUUUCUGAUAGUAAUAUUGAGGUUGAUACUGAUGUAAGUAAUACUCAAAACAGUCUUACUUAUAUAUACUGUGACCAAAAACUAAAAAGCACAAGUCUAAAAGAUUGCCUCUAA